Centropristis striata (black sea bass) is the source of this 1000-nucleotide messenger RNA. It is a transcript of the gene mnd1, whose product is annotated as meiotic nuclear divisions 1 homolog (S. cerevisiae). Gene Ontology annotation, biological process: reciprocal meiotic recombination. Bases 126 to 743 code for a protein of 205 amino acids. Lineage: Eukaryota; Metazoa; Chordata; Actinopteri; Perciformes; Serranidae. The record is from RefSeq and is a predicted model, not a curated record. Gene Ontology annotation, molecular function: double-stranded DNA binding. Gene Ontology annotation, cellular component: nucleus. The transcript is spliced from 8 exons.
GGGAGAUUCAGUAGUUAUCUUACUGCCUGAACUAUUUCUUUCUUGUUUUGGAUUAAAAACAUAGCAGUAUAUAAUAUAUAUAUCAUCUUGUCCUGGGACAUUGCUGGUACAUCCAACAUAACAAAAUGUCGAAGAAGAAAGGACUAAGUUUGGAGGAGAAGAGAACUCGCAUGAUGGAGAUUUUCUUUGAUUCGAAAGAUGUGUUUCAGCUGAAAGACAUUGAGAAGAUCGCUCCUAAGUCAAAGGGCAUAUCUCCCAUGACUGUGAAGGAUGUGCUACAGAGCCUGGUGGAUGACAACAUGGUGGACUGUGAGAGAGUGGGAACAUCCAACUACUACUGGGCUUUUCCCAGCAAGGCCCUCCACGCUCGCAAGCAUAAACUGGAGGAGCUGCAGAAACAAAUUUCUGAAGCAAAGCAGCGGAAAUUGUCUGUACAGAAAGCCGUUGAAAAGGCGAAAGUAGGACGUCAAGAUACAAAGGACAGAAGCUCUCUGCUGAAGGAGCUGCAGGCUCUGAGAGAGGAGCGGACUCAGCUGCAGGCCGAGUUGGACAAGUACAGAGAAUGUGACCCAGAGGUCGUUGAGGAGAUGAGAAAGUCGAAUGUUGUAGCAAAAGAAGCUGUUUCCCGCUGGACAGACAAUGUUUUUGCCAUCAAGUCAUGGACCAAAAAGAAGUUUUCCUUUGAUGACGGCCGCAUCAACAAAGCCUUCGGGAUCCCUGAGGACUUUGACUACUUGGACUGACUGGCAGCGUUUAUACCAGACUUUAUGGUAACAUUUGGCAAAGAAUAAGUGUUUAAGCUUCAGUUUGAAGCCAGUAUACCUGGUCUCAGCAGUUCUACUUUAUGUUCUGGGUAGCACAGCUAUUCUCAACCUUGGGGUCGGGACCCCAAUUGGGGUCGCGAGAUGAUUUCUGGGGGUCGCCAAAUCAUUUUGGAAGUCAGCUCUGUCUCCACUGUGUUAAAGUGUUCAUGUGUUAAUGUGUUUUAAUGUGUCUUUUU